UUUUUCAGUAUUCAUCUUCUUUUCUAAUACAGCGGCGAUGAGAGGUUUUUCACAAUUUGGCUAAUCAUUCUCAGAUUAGUUAUAAAUAAUUGCUGUAUAAGAAGAAGUGCAUUUGGAUUAAGUUGGAUUAAUUGACUACGACGAGAGAAGAGUUGUGCAGGUUUUGAGAUAAAGCCACCUUUGCUGUGAGCGAAUUUCACGACAUUAUGAGCCUGGAUGAUAUCGGGAAAGACCCUCAUCUUCAAAAUUUUAUUGAAGUUGAAACACAAAAGCAACGAUUCCAGCAUUUGGUUCAUGGCCUGACGGAACAGUGCUGGGAAAUUUGUGUGGAUAAACCAUCUACGCGAUUAGACGGAAAGACGGAAUCGUGUUUGGUAAAUUGUGUUGAAAGAUUCAUUGACACUACUAAUUACGUCAUCAAUCGACUGGAGAAACAACCGGGACUCAAAGUGGAUUCUGGAGACUCGGAAUUCCUAGCCUCAUAGAAUAUUCCUCAAGAUCAGUCACGAACCUACUUUCAAUUAUAGAAAACCUAGUCCACUCAAGGCUAACCCAAUAACUUUUUAUAAAAAAUUGAUAAUUAAUAGCACCUUCAACUUUCGUAGUCUGCUAGAAAUAGAA
This is a messenger RNA of Folsomia candida, 621 nucleotides long. Its product is annotated as mitochondrial import inner membrane translocase subunit Tim8 A-like. NCBI's taxonomy places the organism in Eukaryota, Metazoa, Arthropoda, Collembola, Entomobryomorpha, Isotomidae. The record is from RefSeq and is a predicted model, not a curated record. The transcript is spliced from 4 exons. The coding region runs from base 207 to 485 and encodes 92 amino acids.